AGUCUGUGUGCAGGACAGGGCUAUCAGCUCAGGGAAAAGUUAAAAUCCUCAAGGAAUUAGAAAAUUUGACCUAAAAGAAUGUCUAACUACAGAUUACAGAUCCAGUUAUUCCAAGAAUCCAUUUGGAAAUAUUUGCCUGGGGACCAGACGGGUGUCUGACUACAGAUAUGGUAAUUCCAAGAAUGCCUCCCUUAAUCUAACCUGGGGAAAUGACACAGAGCACCAAACGAUGACCUGCAUUUGACACAGUUCCAGUCAAAACUACUCCAGCCGAGAGGGAGCAAAGUCUAUGGAGCAGAAAGACAGACAGUCAGGUAGUAUGACCCGACGUGUGGCAGUGAUCGGGGCGGGUCCCUCAGGUCUGACCAGCAUCAAGAGCUGUCUGGAUGAGGGUCUGGAGCCCACCUGCUUUGAGAGCAGUGAUGACAUCGGGGGGCUGUGGAGGUUCAAGGAAACCCCUGAGCCGGGCCGCACUAGUAUCUACCGAUCCCUGGUGGUGAACACCUCCAAGGAGAUGAUGUGUUUCAGUGACUUCCCUAUGCCAGCUGACUACCCCAACUACAUGCUGCACUCCCAGCUGCUGCAGUACUUCAGGCUCUACGCUCAACACUUUGACCUCCUCAGACACAUCACCUUCCAGACCAGCGUGCUGACCGUGAGACAGAGGCCAGACUUCAGUCGUUCAGGCCAGUGGGAGGUGGUGACAGAGAACAGGGAGGGACAGGAGGAGAGACACGUCUUUGACGGGGUCCUGGUGUGUUCAGGACACUACACACACCCUGUCUCACCGCUAGACCAGUUCCCAGGCCAUGAGUCGUUCCCUGGCCGCUGCCUACACAGCUGGGCGUAUAAGGAUGCUGAUGCAUUCCGGGGGAAGAGGGUGGUGGUGGUGGGGAUCGGGAACUCUGGAGGGGACAUCGCUGUGGAGAUCAGCCGGGCUGCAGAGAAGACCUUCCUGAGUACCCGUAAGGGGGCGUGGGUGAUAGCUCGUAUGUCCAGUAGCGGUCUCCCUCUGGACAUGAUGGCCAUCUCGCGGCUCACCGCCCUGCUGACCUCCCUGCUGCCCAGAGCGCUGGUCAACUGGGCUGCAGAGAGAACCCUUAAUCACCGAUACGACCACCGCCUCUACGGCCUACAGCCCACACACAGGCUGCUAGAGCGGAAGCCGCUGAUCAACGAUGACCUCCCAGGCCGUAUACUGCAGGGGGCAGUAGUGCUGAAGCCAGACCUGAGAGGGUUCCAGGGGUCCAGACUGCUGUUCCAGGAUGGAACCGCGGAGGAGGACAUUGAUGCAGUAGUCUUCUGUACCGGAUACAAUGGGACCUUCUCCUUCCUGCCCCCGUCACUAUGUCCAGGACCUGGGGGGGAGCUCACGCUGUACAGACGGGUGUUCCCUCCAGCUCUCGAGCGCCCCACGCUGGCCAUCAUGGGUCUGUUCCAGACUAAAGGACCCAUCUUUCCUGCAGUGGAGAUGCAGGCCCGCUGGGUCGCAAGGGUCAUCGCAGGGUUGACCCAGCUCCCACCACAGAAAACGAUGCUGUCCAAAAUCGAGAUGGAGACAAAGAGGAACAUGAAGAGUUACCCGUGUCCCAGACAGGCAGCUCUCCAGGUGGAUUAUAUACCAUACCUGGACUCCCUGGCUGAGCAGGUGGGGGUUCGUCCCAACAUCCUAGGGCUGCUGCUGAGGGAGCCUGGUGUGGGGCUGCGUGUGCUGCUGGGGCCCUGCACCCCUUACCAGUACCGUCUGAGAGGGCCAGGAAAGUGGGACGGGGCCCGACAGGCAAUCCUCACUCAGUGGGAGCGCGUAGCCCAGCCCUUCAGAACCAGGCUGGAGCCAGAGCCCCCCAGGCCCCGGGUCCUUCUGUCCCCCUGGCUGAUCACCCUGUCCGGGGGAGCUGUGAUGCUAGCUGUGGUCCUCUCCCAGUGUAAACUGACCUCAGCUCUACAGGACCUACUACAGGACCCAGCUCACCUGCCGGACUGGCUCUCAGCACUACUGGGGGGCUCGGAGUAGAAACAGCCUAUAUAGGAACAGAUCUAGGAUCAACAAUAAUACUCUAUAGCCUCCAAUAUGGACCAGGCUCUAUCUAGCCUCUGCCAAGUCCACAACAACUGGACGUUCCGGUUUUCAGGGGAAAUGGAAAGAGAGCCUGAGACGGGACUUCCACUUUUGGACAUUAACAAGUCGACACUCCAUCUUAACUCCUCCUCCACAUUUACUGGAUUGGUUGAACAGUGCAGAAAAUAACCUACCCCAACUGUUUUUUUUUCUUCUCGUUAGGUUAGGCUGUAUCUGACCUAACAGACUGCUUUCAUUGUCUUACAAAAAACACUCUAUGGUGUGCUUGCUGAAAGCAAGACCACUCGUACUCUUAUUUAAUUUCUUCUGCAAGCUCUAGCGCUUAAAAUGCUUAAGCUAUUAACAUGAAACCAACUUUAAAAUGUGCAGACUGCC
Coregonus clupeaformis (lake whitefish) is the source of this 2455-nucleotide messenger RNA. RefSeq names its product flavin-containing monooxygenase 5-like. The coding region runs from base 290 to 2014 and encodes 574 amino acids. The record is from RefSeq and is a predicted model, not a curated record. NCBI's taxonomy places the organism in Eukaryota, Metazoa, Chordata, Actinopteri, Salmoniformes, Salmonidae. Gene Ontology annotation, molecular function: N,N-dimethylaniline monooxygenase activity; NADP binding; flavin adenine dinucleotide binding. The transcript is spliced from 11 exons.